CUAUCAUUGUUUUAUUACAUUGGAAAUUUCUACCCGACAACCAGAAGCAAACAAAACUACACAAUAGAUUUGAAAAAAAAAAAAAAAAACUUUUCAGAGAGACAUCGCUGAUGAUGUGACUACUUUGACCGCAACAAAGCAACACGAGACCCUGCAUAUAUGCAAACCACAUAUGCUCUCCUAAUUUCAGGGCCUGCUUGACAAGAGAAAGCUGAAGGCGUGCACUGAGUCCGUGACCUGAUUUCACAAGCCGAGAACCUUUUGAGGGCGAUCAAAACCCUAUUUUUCCGUCACAGGAAGCCGUGUUUUCACUACGUCAAGAAGCGGAUGAAGAAAAAUCACAUUCGUUCACUCACAGCCAUUUGACGUACCUGGAAACAUGCGCAUUGAAAACAUAAAACUCAUAUGGACACUGAUGCCAGUGUUUCUGUCUGGGGUUGACUGUGGGACGUGGCGAGUGGUGUAUCCCCAGAGAGACAUCUGCGUGGUGAAUGGAUCGUUUGUUGUCAUUCCUUGUUUAUUUGAUCAUCCUUACAACCUGAGGGUGAAGAAUGUAAUGUGGUAUCAUGUAAAGUCUCGUCCUGUCAAGAGUCCUUUGGUUUAUGACAGCUCCUCAAACAAAGUUCCCACCCGAUUCCAGUACAUUGGUGACCAAAAGAACAAUUGUUCUUUAAAAAUGGACCAAGUGGAUCACAAUGAUGCUGGAAAAUAUGUAUUCCGAUUCACAACAAACUCAGAAAAUGGCAAAUGGACCGGCAGACCCGGCCCAACAUUGAAGAUAGUUGAUUUGAAGAUCUUCUCGACACGACCCGAUGGAGUCAGAGCAACAGAGGAAGGCGACUCAGUGAAUCUGACCUGCGUAAACGUCUGUGAUAAACAUUCCUCUGCUUUCAUCUGGUUUAAGAAUGGAGAACCCAUAAACGAAGGACCUGUACUUUAUUUAAACAACGUGUCCUCCACAAACUCUGGAAAUUACACUUGCUCUCUGAGAAGACACACGGAGACUUCAGGAGUCCUAAAUAUAGAUGUUGAAUAUGGCCCCAAGAACACAUCAGUGUCUGUCAGAGGAUCCAUGGAGGGAGACUUCAGCAGCAACAUCACCCUGAUCUGCAGCAGCCAUGCAAACCCUCCAGUGGAGAAUUACACUUGGUUUAAAAUAGAUGAUGAAGAUGACAAUGUUGACAUCAUGGAUGUUGGACCUUGGCCUGAGUUCCUCCCUGCUGAUGGUGGCCAGUAUUUAUGCAGUGCCACCAACAAACAUGGAAGCCAAAACUCCUCUGUUGUGACAGUAAAGAUAAGAAAAUAUUGGGCACCGUUCGGCAGCGAUGUCAUCAUUAUUGCCACUGUUGCUGUGCUGCUGAUUGUGAUCGCUGUGGUGACCCUCAGGAGACUCCAUAAAAAAAGGAUCUGGAUACCGAAGCCGGAGAAUGAGGACGACAUACAGAAUACAGACUAUGUCAACUGGCUCCCGUAUGCCAAUAACCACACACAGGAGAGACAUCCGUGUGAGGGAGGAACAGAAGAAGUUGUCUAUUCAACCGUCUACUACAAAAAGUCCAACACGGAGCUGCCGACGGACUCCCAUCCCCGUGUCGACGAGAGUGUGAUUUACAUCAGUGUUUCAGAAGCCAACUGCUGAAUUCUUCAUAGCUCGAGCAAGCAAACACGUGGCACUUUGCAGCACUUAAAAAUCUGUAAGAAAGAAGCAAACAAUGUCAUAAUUAUACUUUUAACUCAAAAGAAAAGACGACCUAUUUCAUAAAAAGUGACCUAUUUCAUACAAAAGAGACGUUUCCAUUAAGAUUCAAAUAAUCAAAACGAAACAUCAAUAAAUUGGCUUUUGGAACCGAUAAAAUAAAGAAAGUCUAAACUCUCA
Messenger RNA from Gasterosteus aculeatus aculeatus (three-spined stickleback), 1876 nucleotides. RefSeq names its product basigin-like. Lineage: Eukaryota; Metazoa; Chordata; Actinopteri; Perciformes; Gasterosteidae. The record is from RefSeq and is a predicted model, not a curated record.